AUGAGAUUGCUUAUCGUCACCUCCGCAUUUCUAUGCUUCGCCUUGGCCGCCCAGACAACAAUGACCGCACAGAAAGAUCAGAGCCAAAACAGCGGUGGUGGCGGAUGCACCACUUGCCAGCCGGGAUACUUGCCCGACUACCAAGGGGAUAAAUAUACGAAUCAGACGAGGAUUCAGGAAACCCAAGCCCUCAACAAAAAAUUCUUCGACUCCAUCGGCGGGGCCCCAUCUGCCCUCCACUCACUCCGGCGCAGCAAGGAA
Messenger RNA from Mesorhabditis spiculigera, 261 nucleotides. The record is from the annotation of a GenBank genome assembly. NCBI's taxonomy places the organism in Eukaryota, Metazoa, Nematoda, Chromadorea, Rhabditida, Rhabditidae.